Messenger RNA from Podospora anserina S mat+, 855 nucleotides. RefSeq lists its product as uncharacterized. The transcript has 3 exons. Bases 1 to 855 code for a protein of 284 amino acids. NCBI's taxonomy places the organism in Eukaryota, Fungi, Ascomycota, Sordariomycetes, Sordariales, Podosporaceae. The record is from RefSeq and is a predicted model, not a curated record. Gene Ontology annotation, molecular function: DNA binding. Gene Ontology annotation, biological process: DNA replication; double-strand break repair via homologous recombination; nucleotide-excision repair. Gene Ontology annotation, cellular component: site of double-strand break; nucleus; chromosome, telomeric region.
AUGACAUCAUACGGCGGGUAUCAAAGAACGGGCUAUGGCGCCCAAGGCGGUGAUGAGGGCGGCGGCUUCAUGAGCGGUUCCCAGCAAGGCAGUCAGGGUCAAUCAAAGAGGAGCACAAUCGACGAGUACCUCCGCCCAGUAACUAUCAAGCAAAUCCACGACGCCAAAGCCGGCUACAACGAGUCCGAGAUCACCAUCGACGGCUUCCCCGUCAGCACAGUCACCCUUGUCGGCCAAGUGCGCUCCGUCCAACCCCAAACCACAAACAUCACAUACAAGAUCGACGACGGCACCGGCGGUACCAUCGACGUCAAGAAAUGGGUCGACCUCGAAAAGUCCGAAUCAGGCGCCGAGACCCCCUUUAGCCUUGACACCUGGGUCCGUGUUCUCGGUAGACUCUCGAGCUUCAACGGCAAGAUCCACGUUGGCGCACACCAUGUCAGAGUGAUCGACGAUUAUAACGAGGUCAGCUAUCAUUUGUUGGAGUCUACCUAUGUGCAUGUCUGCAUCUCGAGGGGUUUACCUGGUGGUCCUUGGCCACAAAAAGAGGGUGCGGCUGCUGGUGGUCAUGGUGGAGGGGACUCUGACAGCAUGUUCAUCGACAGUGGGAAUGGGUAUUCAGGUGAUGCUGCGGCGGCUAAUGCUAGGGUGGCGUCUUGCUCGAGACAGGCCAAGUCGUUGUAUCAGUUCAUGCAGAGCGAUCCAAGAUCGAUAGAAGGGAUCAAUGUCGCUGAUGUCAUGGCUGGGUCUGGGAUGGGCAAGAGGGAUGUGCUUGCAGCGGCGGAUGAGUUGUUGGGCAACGGUAUUGUCUAUACCACUGUUGAUGAUGAGACCUGGGCCAUUCUCGAGACAUAA